CUAGCAGACGUCGAGUGCGAGUCGGAGGUCGCUCUCCCGCGCCAUGGCCUCGACGGAUGGGUACUUGGCCUCGAAGACGUCGAGGUACUGAAGGUAGCGCCUGGAGCCGCUGAAGGCGCUCUUGAGCCACUCCUCGACCGUCAUGUCGUGGUAGUCGACCUCCGUGGAUGAGGGCGCCUUGCCGCUGCCCUGCUCGUCCUUGGCCGCGUCGCCCGCCGCCGCCAGUCGCUCCCUGUCCACACCUGACACCUCUUCCACCUUGUCGACAUCCCCCUUCUUGCCGAUCUUGGUCGGCCGCCCGUGGGCAGUGUCGAGGAUGAAGUCGGCAAUCACUUCGAUUGUCGGGUUCUCGAACACCAGUGUCUGCGGCACCCUGACGCCCGUCACCUCCGCAAUCGAGUUGCGGAACUCCACGGCCCCCAGUGAGUCGAGACCAAGGUCCAUGAGUGGUGCGUCGAUCGGGGGCUUCUCAGCAGACCCCGACACCUGCUGCGCCAGCGAGCUCAGCAGACCCGACAGGUCCAGCUUGCUGAUGGCCUUGAGGUCGACCUUGCCACCGCCACUCUCGGCCGACGCUGCCAUGGGGAUCUCUGAGAAGAAGGCGGGCAUGUCGCCAUACCGCCGCAGGAAGAUGGCCCACUUGAGGCCCUGGCAGCCGACCACUGACGGCCCGCGCAUACCAGGCGCCAGAGACUGCUGCCGCAUGACGUCCCCCAUGACACGAAGACCGAGUUCGUUGGUGAUGCCGCGGAUGCCGACCUUGUCGAGAUGCUGCUUGAGCUCGGCUGCCAUUCCCUGCUCGAUCCACGGUCCCCACUGGAUGCUCUGACACGGCAGCCCCUGCGACUUGCGGUAGAGGGCGAGGGCGUCCAGACACGAGUUGGCCGCAGAGUAGUUGGUCUGGCCGAAGUUGCCGAGCAGGGAGGCGACGGACGAGAACAUCAUGAAGUGGUCGAGAGGGAUCCUCUUGCCGAGGGACAGCUCAUGGAUGUUCCAUGCACCCAUCACCUGCACACACGAUAGAGGAAAGGGAUGAGUCAACAACCUCGUUGGGGAACGAUUCAUGUUCGGGUUCCCUCUCACCUUUGGCAAGUAGACCUUCUCCACCUUGUCUUUGGUCUGGUUGUUGAGGGCAGCGUCGUCAAGCCUCUCAGCUGCGUGGAAGACUCCACGGACUGGGUUCUUGGGCAGCUUCUUCUUGAGGUCAGCGAACAGAUUCUCGCACUCGUCCUUCUUGGACACAUUCACGGCCAUGCAGUAUAUGGUCGCCUUGGAGCGGCCAUGAGGCUCGGGCGCCGUCAGCUUCGUCCACAGAUCGGAAGCAGCAACGGCAUCAGUCGGCUUUCCGCGCCUGGAUAGCAGAGCGACAUUUUUUGCUCCCUCCUCCACCAGCCAGUCUGCGACAAGCAGUCCGAGUCCGCCGAGUCCUCCGGUGAUGACAUAGCAUCCGUCAGUCUGGCGGCCGGCCGGUGUCGCCUCGUCGCGCUGUGUGUCGUCUGUGUGGGGCGGUGCGAUGGCUGAGGGUAUUUGUAUGAUGACCUUGCCGAUGUGCUGCGCUCUCUGCAUAAACCUGAAGGCCGCGAUGCCGCCGGUAACGUUGUCUGCGGUGCUCAUGUCGAAUGUGUGGAGGGGGAUGGGUUUGAUCUUGCCGCUGUCGACCAGGCCUCGGACACGAUCGAGCAUGGCGCCGAACCAGUUGGGAUCUUGCUCCAUCAUGUGAUCGACGGUGAUGGCCUCGUACAUGGCCAAGUCGGGCCGCCUGGCAAGGACCUCCUCUUUGCUCCAGAUGCCGCGCUUGCCGAGCUCCAUGAAGCGGCCCUUGAGCGCCAUGGCGUCGAGCGAGAAGGGAAUGAAGUCCUCGAUGAGGCAGUUGAGGACGACGUCGAUCUUGCUGUUGGCCUUGUGCAUGUCGGCCUGGAACUGGCUGGCGUCGCGCGAGCUCGUGACCAAGUGCACGCCCUGCUGUCGUAGGAAGUCCUGUUUGUGCUGGCUGCCCGCCGAGCCAUAGACAUUGGCCCCGACGGCCUUGCAGUACUGGAUGGCCGCAAGCCCGACGCCGCCCGAUGCCGCGUGGACGAGAACGUUGUCUCCCUUGGUGACCUUGGCGAGCUCUCGGAAUGCGACCUCGACCGUCACAAAGACGACCGGCAGGGCGGCCGCCUCUUCGAAGGUCAUCGAUGCGGGCUUGAUGGCCAUCAGGUUGGCGUCAGUCGUCACGUACGUCCGCAGGCAGCCCGGCGCCACGCCGUAGACGUCAUCCCCAACACACAAGUGACUCACGCCCUCCCCCACAGCCACUACCGUACCCGAGCAGUCGCCGCCCGGCGGGCCGGGGUCGCCAGGAUACAGACCCAUCACGUUCAACACGUCGCGGAAAUUCAAACCGAUCGCACGAACACGGACCUCGAUGCAGCCCACAGGGGGCGGGAUGCGGGCGGCCUGGGCCAGCGGUCUUAGCUCGAGGUCGGUGAUGGCUCCUCGCUGUGGCAUGUAGAGCUCCACGGCUCCCCUCAGGUCAACCUUGGCCUUCUGCAUCCUCGAGUAGAAGCAUGCUGGCUGGCUUGGGGUCUUUUCGGUCGGGCGUGUAUUGCGAAGGGCCACCUCUGCCUCAUAGCCCACGGUGUCCCCUUGCGCGUUGAGCAGGAUGGCCAUCUGUUCUAUGAAGCCGUCGACGGUGUCGGGCGAGGUGGGGUCGAUGUCGACGCAGCCCAUCUUGAUGAGAGUGCCGAUGUUGUUCUCCAGCUCCAGUCGGGCCGUCUUGGCGAAGCCCCACAGGCCGGCGUGGCGCGGUAUCUCUGGCAGCGUUUCGUCGGGGAGCGCGAGCUGCGUGCCGCGAGUGACGAGCCAGAUGGCAGGGAGUUCGACGUUAGUGCCCAGCUUGAGGAUGACCUGGGCCAUCCUGAGGGCCUCGCUGACCACCACAACCGGGUCGGACCGCUUCUCGAGGCUGCCCAUGUGGAGGACGCAGUCCCACUUGUUCUUGUCGGCAAGGAUCUUCUCCAUGUCCAUGGCGUCAGGUGUCUCGCCGUACGCGAUGAGCCGCGACUCUCUGCUCUUCCCGCACUCCACCAGUCUGCUGUACAGCACCUUCUUCCAGGCAGCCGGCACGCCAAACAAAAGCCACCUUGGUUCAGCGGCAGCAGCCUCCUCCUCAGCAGCAAGCUCCUUGCUUGGCUCGGCCUGUUUCCACGUGACCUCCCAGAGGAUGUCCCGGGGUAUGUCUGCAGGCGGCGUGGUGUCCAUCUGCCGCAGACUAACGUUCUUGAGGUAGGCGGCGAUGCGGCCCCUGCUGUCCUGAAUGACCACAUCGAUGGUCGCAGCACGGUCCUCGCGCUUGAGCAGGCGGACGUGACUCCACAGCUCGCUCGACGGGGCGAUGCGAGCCAGUGAGACCCUCUCCGCCCCCACGGGCACCAGAGCUGCCUUGGUCUUCCUCUUGCCGGACUGGUCGGCCGCGAGUAUGGCGGCGGCUGACUGCAGGGCGCCGUCGAGGAUGGCGGGGUGCAGGCGGAAGCCGCCCUCGAAUGGCUUGAUGGGCGGGUCCAACUUGAGCAGGGCCAGCGCCUGGUCAUCCGACACGAACAGCUCUGUCACCGUCUGGAACCGCGGGCCGUACGCCAAACCGAUCUCCUUGAGCUGCGUGUAGAACUCUGACAGCGGGGCGGUCUUGUUGCACCGGUGCUUGAGGGUGGUGAGGUCCUCCACCAGGUCACUCUCGCUGUCGUCCACGUGGGCGACCUUGACCAGACGGCCGGUGGCGUGCGACACGAAGUCCUCCUCGCCGGGGGCUUGUGUAGUGAUCUCGACGGCCAUGGGGGGCAUGGCGGCGCUGCUGUCAGUCGUUGGCUGCUUCUCGACGGUGAUGCGGAUGGUGGGCAUCUUGGGGUCGGGCUGCUUGUCAUCGGGCUUGGGCAGCAUGAGCGGCCGCUCGAACGACACAUCCUCCAGAUGCACAAGCUCUGCAGCCGAUAUCUUGGCCCCCCUCUCCACCUGCGCUGCUGCCAGACCGGCGCUCGCCAGGAUAUCAAUGAACCCUGCGCCAGGCAUCAGAGGCACGCCUGCAAACGCAUCAAGAUAUACACAAAGCAAAUGCUUCAACCAGCAAGCCGCAUGUGUCUGGUCUCACCAAGCACGACGUGGUCCUCGAUGAGCGUCUUGAGGUCUUGUCGCAGAGUGCCCUCGAAGGUGAGGCCCCUGGGUCUCGUGAGCCGCUGGCCGAGUGCCGGAUGGGCGGUCUCGACCCACGGGAAGCUCUGGUGGUUCCACUGGUGAGUGCCCUUGACCUUGGCGAGGCAGGUCUCGAUCGUCAGGCUGACACCGUCCUGGUCGUCCUUGUCGGGAUCCAUGGGACCCAGCCAAUGCAGAUCCAUCUUCUCGGCAACCUCCUGCACGCACUGCUUGCCCAUGCCGAUGAGCGUCGGCCGGGGGCCGACCUCCACUAUCACCCGUGCUCCCGCCUCGACCAUCGCUCGCAUGCCGUCCAUGAAGCGAACCGGCAGCGUGAUGUGGUUGGCCCAGUACUCGCCCCUCACGACCUCGUCGCCAGCCAUAUUGCCGCUGACGUUGGACACGAGGGGGAUCUUGGCCGUCUUGAGGUUGACUGUCGACAGCACCUGCUGGAAGGGAGCCACAGUCUCACCCAUGAGAGGGGAGUGGAAGGCGUGCGAAACAGUGAGGAGCUUGUAGCGGCCCCCCACGUUGAGGGCCUUCAUCACGGCCUCGACCUCGCUCCGCUUGCCCGACACCACCACACUCUUGGGGCCGUUGACGGC
This is a messenger RNA of Vitrella brassicaformis, 4772 nucleotides long. Lineage: Eukaryota; Vitrellaceae. The record is from the annotation of a GenBank genome assembly.